This is a messenger RNA of Bactrocera dorsalis (oriental fruit fly), 4789 nucleotides long. RefSeq lists its product as uncharacterized. Lineage: Eukaryota; Metazoa; Arthropoda; Insecta; Diptera; Tephritidae. The record is from RefSeq and is a predicted model, not a curated record. Bases 804 to 2399 code for a protein of 531 amino acids. The transcript is spliced from 3 exons.
CAUCAAUUCAAACACAACAAUGCAACAGACAAGUGGCGAGAUGUCAAAAUCGCAUGCAGAGCUUUAAAGCUACUAACAAUAGCAGAGAGACCGCCAUUGCAGAAGAGCACCACAACCGUAAUGUGACCGAACACUUUUCAUAUGAUUUAGUCCUUUCGCAGACAGACGACUGACAGUAGUGCGAGCCAAGAAAUCGAGUGAGACUCCGCCAAUGUAUAAAAUUGACUCGCGUAAAAAAUAGCUAACCAAAUACAUAAAUAUACAAGAAAAAAAAGUAUGAAAAGAAAUCAUUUCUAGACUGCCAUAUAAGGUUAAAUAUUCAAAUGAAGUUAUUCCGAAAUAUUAUUACUUAAGCAAAAAGCGAAAACGUGACAAUCGAAUAGCAAAAAAUGCUGCAUUUCACAAUUAGAAAUGUGUGAAAAUGUAUUGCGAAGUUGGUAAGAAUUGAGUGCAAGUAGGUAAAAGCCGAGGGAAAUUUUCAAGGACUCGUCGGGACAAUCCACAUACACACGCACGCACACAUGCAUUCAAGUUAGAAAAGGUGACAGGCAGCAGCACCCUAUGUGUUCAAAAUAGUGUUAAAAAAGAAGCAAACAAAGCAUAUAAACAGAUUUUUAUUUGUGUACAAUUUUCGUGUAUUUGCGUCCACCAGACAUACUACACAGAAGACGGCAGAGUCAGACGAAAGGUAAAAGUUGCCAAAACAAAGCAAAGUAAAAGACGAAACAACUGACUAAUUGAAAGCGUGCUGCAGGCGAAAGUAGAAGUCGUGAGUGCAAUUGAUAACAAAUUAUCCGACGGAAAUGCACUUCUGGAUAGAUAAACGCUCACAGCAAUGUGGUUUCGGGAGAUCGCGAGUUGCAGCCUCACUCUCCGGUGCCGGCGGAUCCGGUGUGGGUCUCAGUUUUGGCCAUCCACCGCGUCGAAUAAGCGGCGGCAGUGGCAAUAAAGCGAGCAGUAGAAGCAACGUACUGCCAGACUGUCAUCACAGCACUGCCGCCAGCAGCAGCGGCAGUCGUAGCCAUCAAUAUCAGCAGCCGCAAUUGCAACACCAUCAUCAACUGCAGCAGCAACAACAGUAUGCCAAUAACAAUAAUAAUUUCAACAGCGGCAACAAUUGUCAACAAUCAAAUACGCACAGCAGCAAUAAUAGCAAUUAUACAGGUAAUAUUAGCACCGCCAAUGCAACAGCCUCAGGCGCCGCAAUGCAAUCGACCACAUCGGCGACGCUUAAUAACAAUCCCCACCAGUACACCUACCAGCAGACGCAUCAGCAUGGCAGCGCUCCAGUGCAGACUCAUAAUGCGUCUGGCAACAACAAUUUAAUGAACAACAACAACGCCAGCACUUCUACGUCCACGGCCACAGGCAGCGAUGCGCGUGGCAUUACACCGGCAACGCAAGAUUUCAAUCAACGCGCGGGCGCGCUACUACCAAGCACUGCAGACACACCGCAUACACCGCUGUAUCAGCAACAUCUCAAUCAAUGCUAUGAUAUGCGCAGCUAUCAUCAUCCUCAGUUCGGCAAUAUGUCCGUGCGACACUAUCAAUAUUCGGGCAGGAAUUGUAAUGGGCCAACACACGCUAACACAAAUCCCCCGACACAUGCAUAUCGUAAUGGCAAUAACAGCGGCGCAAGAACAAUAGUUGGUCCUGCUCAUUCGCAGCACAUGGACCCAGUGGCAUAUCGGCAGCAACAUGGUUACAGUCACUCUGCGGCAGCGUGCGCUCAGUCGAAUGAGUCUAUAAUGGGCGGUUCCGCGCCCAUUUCCACUAAUACCACGAAUACAGCGAGCUAUGCGGUAGCUAACACAGCGCAUCGGUACAGUUCGGCGGCUUUAAAUAUGCGCACCAGCAAUAUGACGGUAGACGCGAACGGUGGAGACGCUCAGCUGCUACCUUCACACCUUAAAUGUGGCAUGUGUGCGUCGCUAGUGCUGGCUUCCGUCUUUGUGGCGGGCGCAAAAUUUUAUUUCGAUCAUCAGGGUACCGGUUUGGAAGUAUUGAUAUUUUGUGCUUUCUCUGCAACUUUCUUCUUGGCCGCCUGCACCGUUUCACUGUGUCGCGUACCAAAAGGACUAUUGCCAAGCGGACGCAAUGCAGUGUUGGGCGCGCAACAGCAUGCUGAUGCCGAAAGCGCUAUACAUUAUACGCGUCCACCAUACGGCAGACGUGAUAUUGUGAAUGCUGAUGGUAGUAGUGAAUUAGUUGGUUCGGAUGAUAUACAUGGCGCACCUUUGUGUGGCCAGUUACAAUUGAUUGAGGAUUCGGCAAGCGCCGCACCACCACCAUAUCAUAUAGCAAUAUACUUUCCUGAGACAGAGAGCAAUGGAAAGGGCAAAGACGCACCAAUAGAUGACGAAUCACCGCCGCCGUCCUAUGAUAAAAUACUUAUCUAAAUCUAUACAAUGCAUAGUAAUAUAAUAUGGGAAUGUAGUAGAGAGGUACACGUGUUUACGGCCAAAAAAACAUAAUCAGCAUUACUGUUGCAUAGUUGAAAUACGCAUCCUCAUUUUCUCAUAUAAAAAUCGUAAAUAAUUCACAAUACCAUGUCUUACUUCUGAUUAGCAGAUGGACGAACACGAUUUGAUAAAUGGAUUACACAGGGUUUGUCCGGAAAGUAAUAGGACUGAUUUUCUUCCGCCGCGACUGUACUUCGGAGCGUUCGCGCACCGACUGGAUUCGAUAGAAGGCGUUCUUACCUAACGAACAAGCGGCUGAUCAGAUGUCGCCGAGCACCUGGAGAGUCAUUUUAGCGCGACGUGUUUCUGUGAGUGGUGCAAGCCGAAAAUGCAGCGUUCGUUAGAGCAGAGGUACGCGAUCAAAUUCUGUGUGAAACUCGGUAAAUCUGCGACAGAGACGUUUGAUUUGAUCAAGCAGGCUUACCCAGAUGUUACUUUAGCAAGAAGUGGUGCGGUGGCACCACUGAUGAAGACCGUAAGAAUGAGUAAAUCCAAAAUGAAAACGAUGCUCAUUGUCCACCAUGAAUUUUUCCUCCUGGACAAACCGUCAACGCCAAGUUUUCGGGGAAGUCCUCAAGAGACUCAAAUGAAGGACCAAUCGGGUCCAACAAGAAAACGCCCCGGCUCACACCGCCUUUCUUGUGAACAGCUACCUAACCAAGGCCGCAUCUCAAAGCUGCUGCAGCCGCCCUACCAGAUGUUUUUUUGUUUCCUUGCCUGAAAAGACCGAUGAAAGGCAAGCAUUUUGAGAUGUCAGAGGGUAUCUAAGCAGUAUGCAUCUCGGGUCUCAAGGAUUUUCUAGAGAAUGUCUUCCGUGACGUCUUCAAUGCUUUUAUAUCGCGCUGGGAGCUCUGCAUCGUCGCAGAAGGAGCUUAUUUUGAAAGGUUUUAAAGAAUUGUAACGAUUGGUUUAAUAAUUUUUUUUUAAAUCGACUCAGUCGUAUUACUUUCCGCACAAACCCUGUAUGUUAUGAAAGGUAUUGAUGAGUUUUAAACAUUCAAAAUAUCGUGAUUGUUAUUAAAUUACAGUUAUUAAUGCGUGUCAUACCUCUUUUUCAAAGACAUAACAUGAUAUCUAAACAUCUCAAACAUACAUAUUAUAUUUCCAAGCCGGUUAAGCUGCUCACGUCAUCUCUCUCUCUCUAACUACAAACUCUCUAAAAUUACAUAUUUUAUGUAUGCUCAAUAUAAUAUUUUUAUAUACACUUUUUUAUUCAAACUAAACGUCUACACAAUAAUCUAUAAUAAUAUACAUAAAUAUAUAUAUACGAAUGAUCACGUAGCAUAAAUAAUGCAUAAGUUCACAUACAUAUAUCAAUCUAUUCAAAAUAAAAAUUUUAUUAAAAAUUUUAGUAAAGUGAUGAGUUUCUGGAAGGAAUUAUGUACUUCUGUGCAUAUUAUAAGCUCAAAGCUAAAUUUAAUUCAAUUAUCAGAGAUACAAAAAAUUAUGAAUUGAAUAAUAUCCUACGAAAAUAUUUUUAUCAAUUGCAAUCUUUGUGUAGAUAUGUAUGUACAUAUGUAUGUAUAUAUACAUAUAUACAAAAUAAUGCUCAAAGGAGAUAUCUUGGUGGAAAUCUCUAUCUUCAUGCAAUUGAUAUUUGCCAAAUUUAUAAAAAUCAUGAAAUAUUCAAAACAAGAAAUUAAAUAGAAUUUCUAUUUAGAGAUUAAUUAGGUUUGUAAGCAUAGCUUUAAGUAAGACGUUGGAAAACGUCAUAUGAAUACUGCGAUUGAAAAUUUUCUAUAAUUUAAAAAAAGACCUGUCAUUUGGUUCUGUGAUAUGAUAUUUACGAGUAAAACAAAUAAUACAGUAAAACCUAACCCUAAUAAACAUUGAUAUAUCCAAUAAACAUACAUACAUACAUAUAUGUAUGUAUAAUAAAUACACACUAUUGAUACACAAUAUUAUACAAGCAUACUAUAAUAAGCCAUACUUAGCUGGAUACUUAAUUGUACUAUUCAGUUCUUAAAAGUAAAAAAAGACGAGCGCACAGUAAAUAACACUCAUAUGAGUAUAUGUAUGUGUAAUUUCUAGCAUAUAAUAUAGUGACCAUAAGAAUUCAACUUGAAAAAGUUUGUUUGAGAUUAAAUUAUGUUAAAAAAGAGCAAGUAAAUACUCGUAUAUACGAGUAUGUAUGCAUUUGAUUGCGCAUACAUGCAUGCGUAAAUAUAGGCUAAUAAGUAUAUUAUAUACUAUAUAAUUACAUAAUUUAUGAUAUUUAAGAAUGCAUGAGAGUGAAAAUGUUUUAGAAAUGAGUUAUUAAUGAAUGACUUCUAUGAAGGGUCAAUAACCGAAAGUUUUAAUUAUAAAUUCAACAAUAAAAUACCGAA